AAGAAAAGGAACACCGGAAAUGAACUAAACGGUGACCUGGAAGAUCUUUCAUUUUAGCUGAAGAACGAAACUUGCCUGUGGUUUCCCACUAUGUACGUCUGAGGACCACAACCAUUAAACUAGCUGUCCUGCCUGACCUGGAAUAAGCGAUGAUAGCAGUAUAUGUUAAACAUUUAUAUUGUACACGGUCAUAAUAACCAAGCGCAACUUUUCGGCCCUGAAAGAAGCUUUUCUCUGCUAUCAGGCACUGGGAAGCUAACUUUGCGUUAGCUGUUUACCGGAUACCGACAGAUACUUCAAGAACAACCCCAACAAAUUGGAGCUCAUCAGUUGGAGCAGACGAAGACGGCAAUAAUUGAGGGGAGUCAAACACCCCUGAUUGUCUGGUCCUGAGAUGACAUCACAGCAGCCACAUCUUCCCAAUGCUGUUAGUCCUCCCCAGCUUGCCCAAAACUCCUCUGCUCAUCACGCUCAACCUCAGAUUCAGGCCAAUCAGCUGGACUCAAGUCAGAGUAGUGCAAGUGCUGGACCUCUGGAUCACAGAGCUCUGACAGGUAGGCCCGGCUGCUCAGGUGUGGCAGCAGCAAGUGGAGAAGUGGCCAACAGAAACAUUCCUCCUUCCUGCACCAACUCCAUCUUGUCCAAAAGGAGUGGUGGCUUCGAGCCAUGGCCUGAGGAAGCAGUGGACAAUUCCCAUGGGCUUUACUCACUUCAUCGCAUGUUUGACAUAGUUGGAGCCCAGCUAACCCAUCGGGAUGUCAGAGUACUGUCAUUCCUGUUUGUUGACGUGAUUGACGAAUAUGAGCGUGGUGGCAUCCGGAGUGGACGGGAUUUCUUGCUUGCCCUAGAGCGUCAAGGUCGCUGCGAUGAGACUAACUUCCGACAUGUUCUCCAGCUUCUACGGAUUAUAACCCGCCACGACCUAUUGCCUUACGUCACACUCAGGAAACGGCAGGCUGUUUGUCCAGAUCCUGUUGACAAGUACCUGGAAGAAACAUCAGUGCGCUACAUUUCACCAAGAGGCGCCGUGCAGAGCAAGGACACGGCGCCUCACAGAAGAACAGGUCCUCAGCAAUUCAUUUGCUGUUCCCCAUCAGGACCCAAUGUUGGACCUCCACAAACCAAGCCAGCGCCUCUGGUCCAGAACCGCAAACGGAGAAGUCAUUUGUCAGUUGACUGCAGAGAAAAGCAAACAUGUGAUAUUCGCCUCCGGGUUCGUGCUGAAUACUGCCAGCAUGAGUCUGCACUUCAGGGCAAUGUCUUCUCCAAUAAGCAGGAGGCGGUGGAGAGACAGUUUGAGCGCUUCAACCAGGCAAACACUAUUCUCAAAUCCAGAGACUUGGGCUCCAUCAUCUGUGACAUCAAGUUUUCUGAGCUUACUUACUUGGAUGCAUUCUGGAGGGACUACAUCAAUGGAUCGUUGCUAGAGGCUCUGAAGGGAGUUUUUAUCACAGAUUCAUUAAAACAGGCUGUUGGCCACGAAGCUAUAAAACUAUUGGUCAAUGUUGACGAGGAGGACUACCAGGCUGGUCGACGUAAACUCCUCCGCAAUUUAGUCACAAGUGGAGGAAGCCCACCAGGAGCCAUCAAAGACUCUGUGUCUUAGACAGGACAAAGGGCAGAUGUGAUGAUGCUGUUUCAGGGGCCUUUAUUGUGUGCCUGAAAGGAACUGAAGGACUUUUAAACACUGCAUUGGUAUAUUGAGAGAUGACGAUAUCCUAUAAACUCAAGUGUAGCAUGCAAGGUGAUUUCACUUUCCUUAGGGGAGGACAUGCUGAAUAUAGCGUGCGUUGAGUUGAACUCAUUUCUUGUUUCUGGUAUAUUUGCUCAUUGUGUUGUUUGAUAGAUCCUUUUCACAACCUGUUCAGCUCUUUUCAAUACAGGGAAAAUGAAGCUGAAAAGUUACUCCCAAUGGGAGUAUUACCGUAUUAUCAAACUAUUUGUUUCCCAGGUUCAUGAUAGAUUGAUUGGAUCAACUGGUUUGUAACUUGUAGAAAGGAGCAACAACAUAACAAUGUGGAAUACUUCCGCACAACUUCAACGGUUGAUGACUUUAUUUACAGCUCGGAAAUAUCAACAUUGUUUCCAAAAGGCACUUAUCCUGCAUCGUAUUUGCAUUCUGUGUUCGUUUUCAUCACUAAAACAGGUUUGGAAUAAACGAUUGAAAGUUAAUUACACCAUCAACGAAACAAAUAGAGGGCAGGAUGUGUCGGGGCUUUCAAUUUAAAAUCCCCUUUAUAUUCUGCUUUGUCAAGGUUUCACAAUUGUCUGUAAAGCGUAACCCUUUCAGAUGCCUUUUUUCUUUGCUCACAUGUGGUCUCGACAUCUUUGUCUUGGCUUUGUUUUUUAAAAUUCUUUGUUUGCAGUAUGGCUUGGUACCAGCAGCUGUGAUUCUGGCCUAAUGGGACAUUUCAAAUGUCUACAGUAGUUGACCUUUGUGGGUCAUUUUAAUGUGUUGAAUCCUAUCCAACACAUUAAAAAACAACGUGACUCACAGAUUCAUUCAGUUUGCUUUUAAGUAUGUUUUAGUUUUUCAAAUCGGUGCCACUUUUAUCGUCAGCUUGUACUUCCACUCGCUCUGCUGACACAAAUAACUUUUUUCACAUUUUAAAUACCAGCUCCAGUCAGUAGAAAUGCCAUCUGGUGAGUGUGGAUUCUUCUCAUUUCAUUUUAAAUUCAUGACGUCAUGGGGUCGCACUGUGGGUCAGUCUACAUGUGUGUCACCCCAGGGAGGGCAGUGCAACAGUGUUACUGUUAACCCUAAAACAAGCUAUGAAAUGAGGUGGUUACAUUGAACUAGUAACUGAUGACUUGCAGUCUCAAACUACCUUUCUAGAACACAGUCUGCAGUGUGCUGGUGAGCUUCCUGCUUCCUACAGCCAGCAGUAGUUUUUGUGUGGUAUGUCACAGGCUAAUUCAUAAUACAUGACUAUGUUUCUUCAACACAUGGCCAACUGGUUGAAUUAGUUUUCAUACUAAGUGAAUGGAGAAACUCAUGCAUGUGGUGGAUGUAACUAUAAAAACCUUCUCACCAGACAAUCCUAAUAAACCCCUAGAUUAUCUUUAGUGACAAUGAAAUGCUUGCUUUUCACAAGCACAGCAGCUAGUUUUUCAUGGUAGAAGAAAGAUUGUGGUUACGAUUAUGUGACAGUACAUCAAAAGACAAAAUGUCAUGCUUUUGUGAUGAGUUUAUUUUUUAUUGACAAGUAGAAAAGAGAUUUGUCAUUUACUAGUCUAAUGCUCACAUUGUUUUCAUCUCUAGCCAAAUGGUUGACAUAAAAAUCAGUUCUCUUUUUAGAAGUUUAAUAUACAAAAAUCUACCAAAUAUAUUCCUCCUGUUAAACAAAUCCAACCUAUUUCAUCUCUGCUGUUGCACCAGCACCAUGGUUACUUUUUAAAACACCUGUUUUGAAUGACUGGCCACUAUUAAUGUAAAUGAUAGAUUAGGCCUACAAUUUACAUUGUUACUCCAGUUGCAUUUCAUGUAAAGUUUGCAUCUAUUAUAUAGGUCAAUAUACGUUAUGUCAGUCAAAUGCAGUGGCCCUUAUGCAAAAUUGCAUGUAUUUGUAACCUGUUGUCUCCAUAAAUGUCAUAGAAACUCACAGUGCUAACAUUUUGUAAAUAACCAUAUUGUGAGUCAGAUUUCUUAAAUCCAUUUUGCUUUUCUCAAAAAAGGAUAAGUAGGACUGUUAAUAAAUGAAAUGCAGUGCUUUGGAAAGUCCCAGUCUUAGUUGUCUUUUAAUGUAACAUCAGUUAUAUCCAGACAACACAUCCCAACAAGCUGCUUCCUCAUUGAAUGCUUUUCUUGGUCUGUAUCUGCAUUUAACACAAACCUUGCGCCUCAGCUUCCUACAGUAACCAUGGGAGAAAGAAAUCCACAUUUUGUCUCACAAAUUAAGUACACCCAAAUUCUUCAGUCCAUACAUGUCUUUGCAGAGAUUUGAAUGUAUACUUCGGUGUAUGUUGGUGGUUAUUUUGCUUGACUUGUUGACCAAUAAAAGUAAACUUUGCUGUGUUUA
This is a messenger RNA of Pungitius pungitius (ninespine stickleback), 4019 nucleotides long. It is a transcript of the gene dedd, whose product is annotated as death effector domain containing. The transcript is spliced from 5 exons. The record is from RefSeq and is a predicted model, not a curated record. Gene Ontology annotation, biological process: regulation of apoptotic process; apoptotic process; extrinsic apoptotic signaling pathway via death domain receptors. Gene Ontology annotation, molecular function: protein binding; DNA binding. Bases 395 to 1606 code for a protein of 403 amino acids. Gene Ontology annotation, cellular component: nucleolus. NCBI's taxonomy places the organism in Eukaryota, Metazoa, Chordata, Actinopteri, Perciformes, Gasterosteidae.